Molecule: messenger RNA, 3707 nt
Organism: Haliotis rufescens (red abalone)
Lineage: Eukaryota; Metazoa; Mollusca; Gastropoda; Lepetellida; Haliotidae
Product: receptor-type tyrosine-protein phosphatase epsilon-like
Exons: 25
Coding region: 32-2956 (974 amino acids)
Biological process (GO): protein dephosphorylation; cell communication
Cellular component (GO): membrane
Molecular function (GO): protein tyrosine phosphatase activity
Source: RefSeq, a predicted model, not a curated record
AGUGAAAGAGCCAGUUUCCUCUCAAUGACUAAUGAAUACUUUGACCAAGUCCAGCAUAUUACACUUCCUUGAUGACACCAUAGAGCUGCGUACAUACAUCACUAGAGUCCCCCAGUCAGCGCGGACAGAGGCGAUUGCACCAGACGAGGUCACGAUGUCAUCGCGAGUGAGCCUUCUAGUUCUUCUGUACAGUGGACUUGUAUACGAGGCCGAAGGAGCAUGUCACUGUACGGCCGGGUGUGACCCUGUCAGCAACUGUACGGGAGCCUGUGACACUGGAUGGUAUGGGCCGUACUGUCAGAAACAGAAUGUCGCCUUGAAUGGGAGUGCUUCACAGAUAAGUACCUUCCAUGAAAGUCGCGAUUAUACUGACGGGAAACGUGUCAACUUCACUGCUGAUUUGGCUGUCGAUGGCUUCUCCCACACUGACUUCACCAAGAAGCCUCUGACAUGCACACACACAGGAUCCGACCAUGAUGCAUGGUGGAGGGUGAAGCUGGCGAGGAAUGGAGUCAAUCAAAUCAAACACAUGACUAUCUAUAACCGCCAAGGCUUUGAAAGGAGACGCCAGGGAAUGGACAUUUCCGUGGAUGGACAGCGAUGUUACGGAUGGACUAAAGACGCAGCACCAGAUACUGUGGCACUCGUGGUCUGUGAUCAGACGCUGGUAGGAGAAGAAGUGACCAUCAGGAUUCCCGGACAGUUCCUGUCUCUCUGUGAAGUACAGGUGUUUGUUUGCAAUGACUUCUGGUACGGAGAAGAUUGUGACAAACGAUGCAACUGUUUUCCCGCAUCAGACAUCUGUGACAAAGGUAAUGGAGCCUGCAAGAGAGGAUGUCAACCAGGCUUCACAGGCUUAGACUGUCAGCAAGAGUGCGAAGAUGGCUUUUACGGCAUGAACUGUACGUCUUCAUGUGGCCAAUGUCUCAACACCACUAUCUGUGACAAGAGUGACGGCCACUGUCCACGUGGGUGUCAGACUGGCUGGACCACGGUCACGUGUGAUAGAGAGCGUGACGUGAUUGGUGUAUCUGUCGGCGGCGUCUUACUGGUAGUAGUCGUCGUUGUAGUAGCUGUGUUGGUGAUUUUGAUUAAAAGGAGAAAGGGUCACUCGAGACCUGCCGCGUCCAUGACGCUCUACAAGGAACCAUCUGUCCAGGAACAUUCAGAUGCUUGUUACGAUGAGGACGAAGUCUUUUCCGCAGAGUUAGAAGACGUAACAGUUGAAGGCGCUAGCUACUGUAACUGGGUCUCUCCUUGUGUGUCUUUGGAGAAACUGGUUGAGUACAUCAGAAUGAAAAAGGAAGAUUCGGCCUUCGAGACCGAAUACAAGGCGAUUCCUUAUGGUAUCAGAGGCAGCGUUGAAGAAGGAAAAAGGGCAGAAAACAAAUUGAAAAACAGAUUUGCCGCGUUGUACCCAUAUGAUGACUCACGAGUGAUCCUUGAAGAAGACGGAGAGAAUACAUCUGAUUAUGUAAAUGCCAACUACGUUUCAGGACAUGGUGGACAUGGGUAUAUCGCUACGCAAGGCCCCACACAAGCGACAGUGGGUGACUUCUGGAGAAUGGUUUGGCAGCAGCGGGUGGGGAAAAUAGUCAUGGUGACACAGCUGAAGGAGAUGCAGAAGGUGAAGUGUGAGAAAUAUUGGCCUUGCGAUCAUGACACCAGCAACUGUGGUAAUAUUUCUAUAGAACAUGAAUGCACCGUAACACGAGCUGACUUUACCAUGAUGACGCUGAAAGUAAAACAUGUCACGGCUCCAGAGACGAGAAGGGUCCUCCACUUCCAGUUCCUGACCUGGCCAGACCACGGUGUCCCAUCUGCUCCAGCUCUGGUCAGCUUCUGGAAGAGGAUCAAACAGCUGGAAGGUGGAGAGGAGGGGCCGUUGCUUGUCCACUGCAGCGCUGGAGUGGGGCGGACGGGGACGUUCAUUGCUCUGGACUAUCUGAUGGACCAGGCUGAGGCAGAGCACAGGGUGAACGUGUUCCAGUGUGUGUCAAGGAUGAGACAGGCCAGGAUGAACAUGGUCCAGACCGUGCAUCAGUACGAGUUCCUCCACCUGGUGGUGCUGGAGGCUGUCAAUAGUAGAGGCACGUGCUACACCCUUGCAGAGUUUCAGCAGAUGUUUGAGUGUCUAAACAACAGAAAUUUAAACUCAAAGCUGAAGAAGGAAUUUAAGAUGUUGCAUACUCAAAGACCACACUUGGAGAAGAAAGACGUGUCCGAUGCUCUUCUUCCUGAAAACGUUCCAAGGAAUAAGACCAUCCUUCCAGGUAACAAGUCUCGACCGUAUUUGUCAACACCGGUUGAAGGCUACAACAAUUACAUCAACGCUGUACUUCUACCGUCCGUGAUGAGGUCCUCCAUGCUGAUCGCUACUCAGACGCCCAUGGAGAACACCGUGGUGGACUUCUGGAGACUGGUGCACGAUCAUGACUGCUUCACCAUUGUGUGUCUGGAUGAUUCACAGGAUAUUGAGAUAAUGUAUCCAAAUUCCAAGGGACCUCUAUCUAUGGAAGCCGGACCAUUUGUAAUUGAACACUCAGAAGAACGAAGUAUGGACAGCAUUACAGAGAGGAAACUGAUACUGAACAAUACUAAACAGGGUUCUUGUCAGACUAUCACUGUCCUGAGUCUCCAGUCGCUGUCUGUAUGUCUGUCACGUGAUCCGGAUGGGUUGCUGGAGCUGGUCAGCAGAGUGGCCGACGUUGUCUGUGAUGUCCAGCACAAGGUCCUUGUACACUGCUCUGACGGUGCCCGGAUGUGUGGGGUGUUCUGCGGUGUCCUGAACACCAUCAGUCGAUUGAAGCUGGACUCUGUGUUGGACAUCUAUCUGACCAUCAGGGAGCUGCAGUUGGCCAGGCCACAGUUUAUACAAUCUUUCGCUGACUACAAGUACUGCUAUCACGUGGCGAGGGAAUACAUCUGCGGCAACAACGUCUACGCCAACAUGUGACCCUGUGUUCGACGUGGUAUAAUAAAACAUGACAUCAUGCAAAAGAUCCGUGUUACAUGUGGGAUGAUCUUCAAUUUCAUCAUAAUUACAGAAGUCACUUUAAAGACUCUAUGCUGCAAAAUGUACAUUACAAUAAUACAGUGCAGUUAUAUACUAGGAAUACUAUUUAAAGGACCCCUGUCAUUUCUGUAUAAUAAUACAGAAUACAGAAUAAGAGGAACAGAUUCAGUUCUGCAUCAGAACUGAGGGACAACUUCAGGCUGCCACAGGAAUCCGACUCAUGACGUCAACGAUACGAGACAGACUGAAAACUGCGGAUCUGAAAUCAAAAUAUACUUCGCGAGGAAUGCGUCUGACUGUGGGACACAGGGGCUGUGCGCUGUGGUUUGUGGUCCUCGCAGAGGGCGUGAUGCAGUCCACUGUCUGAGGCAGCAAUGUGUGACAACUUUGCCCUGACCAGCCAAAUCUCCAGACAUGUCACCGAUUGAACACCUUUGGGAUGCUCUGGGCCGAAGGGUUCACAACCGACCUCAGCGGUAUCAGAAUUUGCAACAGCUUGGGCAGACCUUACAAGGAGAAUGGCUAAGGAUACAAAAGGAAACAAUCCGGCGUUUGAUAUGAGUGUGCCCAGAAGAUGUCGUGCCUGCAUCGAUGCUCAUGGGGCAGGGACCAGAUAUUGACUUUACUAUGAAGAUUGAAUUCCAUGACGUCAUUUAUUUACAUAUCAUUUCUGAAUAUAUUGUUCAAAGUC